Molecule: messenger RNA, 7093 nt
Organism: Frankliniella occidentalis (western flower thrips)
Lineage: Eukaryota; Metazoa; Arthropoda; Insecta; Thysanoptera; Thripidae
Gene: Dyrk3
Product: dual specificity tyrosine-phosphorylation-regulated kinase 2
Exons: 2
Coding region: 526-2280 (584 amino acids)
Biological process (GO): peptidyl-serine phosphorylation; peptidyl-threonine phosphorylation
Cellular component (GO): nucleus
Molecular function (GO): protein serine/threonine/tyrosine kinase activity; ATP binding; protein serine/threonine kinase activity
Source: RefSeq, a predicted model, not a curated record
CCGUAUAGUUCAUCAGAAUUUCGUGCCCAAAAGAUAUGCUUCAUCAAUGAAGACGGGUAUUUUCUCCGACACGGGGAUUUAAACGGGCCACUAAAGUUAGCAAGUGAUUUACUCUUCACCAGAGAGGCUGUGGAGAAACAGGAAUAUGUGUGAGCAUCAAGUCUUUAUGACUCAUUUUUUAACCAUAACAAAGGAUUGGUGAAAGGAUUUUGGCCAGCCUGCUCAAGUGCUUGGAAUUUGUUGAGGCUAAACCAUGGACGGGUGGGACAAUAAUAUACAUCAGAAAUAGUAAAUGUAUGCCAUCCUGCGACCGUGGAUUGAACUCUUCAAGAGGAUGCCGCGUUCUUGUUGCACCGGGAACAAUAUUCUGCGGACGGGAGGCGGCCAGUGUUGGAGGGAUUGAGUCAUGAAACUAGGCCUAGACUGCACCCCUCUCAGCACCUGCUCAAUCGCCCGUCCUGGUCCUAGUAUUCAGUUCUAGGUGGCGGCUAGCGGCUGGUUGCGCUGGAGGUUUGUAACCAGGGUAUGGCUGGAGUCCGUUUGAAAGAAAUAUCCCGGACGACCUGCAGUGUAGUCGAAAGCAACAUGCCCAAUACGCGAUCUCAGACCUUGGUGUACAACCUCAACGGAUCCAACGGCGCAGGUGAUUGCCUGACACAUCUCUCCGAGAACCGAAACCACUUGCCUCCCUUAAAGGUAGUGCAAGAGUCGCCCCUGGCGACACCCCAAGACUCGCCUUUGGCUACUCCUCAGCAAGCACCGACAGCCAAUGGGGAAACUCAAACUGCCACUGUUCUUCCUGCUCUUCACUACAAGAGCACGACGGAAGACCCAAACAGUCCUGCACCCAACAAGAAUACUGUUGUAAAGCCGAAAGCAAUAGCUGCAACUCCAGAGCAGGUUAUGAAAGUGUAUAGGAGCAAACUGAUGCCUUACGAGCAGUAUGAGAUUUAUAACUACCCCGAAAUUUUCUUCAUUGGAGCUAACGCCGAGAAAGUUGUUGGGAUUCCUGGAGCUCCCAACAAUUAUGGGUAUGACAAUGAACAAGGCUCGUAUAUACAUGUGCCUCAUGAUCAUGUUGCCUACAGGUACGAAGUCCUGAAAGUCAUUGGCAAGGGCAGUUUUGGUCAAGUUGUUAAGGCCUACGACCACAAAACUCAUGAACAUGUUGCCCUAAAAAUGGUUCGCAAUGAGAAGCGAUUCCACCGCCAAGCACAAGAAGAAGUAAGGAUUCUGGAAGACUUGCGGAAACAGGAUGUCAACAAUACAAUGAAUAUUAUUCAUAUGUUUGAUCAUUUCACAUUCCGAAAUCACAUGUGCAUAACAUUUGAAUUGCUCUCUAUAAACUUGUAUGAACUAAUCAAGAAGAAUAAGUUUCAAGGCUUCAGUUUACAGCUAGUUCGGAAGUUUUGUUAUUGCUUGCUGCAAUGUCUAGAUGCUCUAUAUCAAAAUAAAAUAAUUCAUUGUGAUAUGAAACCAGAAAAUAUCUUGUUAAAGCAACAGAGUCGCAGUGGGAUAAAGGUGAUAGAUUUUGGCUCAAGUUGUUAUGAGCCUCAACGGAUGUAUACCUAUAUACAGUCCCGUUUCUACCGGGCCCCUGAGGUCAUACUGGGGGCUCGCUAUGGGAUGCCUAUUGACAUGUGGAGUCUGGGCUGUAUCCUGGCAGAACUUCUCACCGGUAGUCCCUUGUUGCCUGGAGAAGAUGAAGGGGAUCAACUGGCCUGCAUAAUGGAGUUACGAGGUAUGCCCCCAGGAACGUUAGUUGAUGCAGGAAAGUACUCUAAAACCUUUUUCAGCUCUAAGGGCUACCCACGCUAUUGCCCUGUGACUUUACACACUGAUGGGACUGCAGUGUGUGGAAGUGGCAUGUCACGGAGAGGAAAACCAAGAGGACCUCCUGGCUCCAAACAACUAUAUGUUGCUCUCAAAGGUCGAGGGGAUCAUCAGUUCAUGGAUUUCCUCAGACGUUGUCUGGAGUGGGAUCCUGAACAAAGAAUGACGCCUUACAGUGCUCUGAGACAUGUUUGGCUUCGCCGCCGGUUACCAAGAGCUCCUGAUGAAAAAACUGAAUGUCAACCCUUACGCACUUCAGCCUCUUCAUCUAGAAACUCAAGCAAAACAAACCCUUUAGGAAGUAGUUGCUUAUCAACCAACAAGUUGACCAACCAACAAGCUGAGGACAGGGAGCGGGACCGCUCAAGCACAAUGCAUUCCCGUCAUUCUCACCAGUCACAUCAAUCGACAAAGUUGCCACAAAUUCCCAACAGCUCGUUUUCAUAACGAUAUGUGAUCUCGGGGAGGAGGAGUGCUGCUCCUUAUUAGGCCUGUUUGUAUGAUAUUUAUAGCUAUCAUGUUUUUAAGAAAGAUUUUAAACUUAAGAUCUGCGAUCUCAGAAACAAGUUUCUAGUGUGCCUGUGCAGGCUUUUAAACAGUACUAGUGAGCUUGUUUAUCUAUUUAAAGUAUAUGCUAAAGUGAUCAGUGACUCAAGCUAAAUGGUUGAUCUUGCCCAUAAUAGUUUUAAGUAUUUUUUAUCAAUUGGAAAUGGAGAGCUUGCCUUAUGUGCAAGCAUACUUGUGAACAAUGCUGCAACACUUCAUUCAUUAUGUAUAACUAGCAAGUUCAAUUAGUCCACUGCAGUAGUCUGGCAUUUUGAUUCUGUUUAAUUGAAAGUAUGGUUAUGCUUUAUUGUUUUCUGUUUUAAUUGUGGAUCUUUAUAAUUGCUAAAUUUUCUGGUAUCUUAUUUAAACGCAACAUUUUAUGAGAAGUUUUAAAUUGAUGAUUACCAUUGAGCCUGUAAAUGACACUAUUUGCAAUACUUAGCAAAUAAUCAAAUGUGAUAAUGACCAACUUGCAUGUAUCCUCUUUUUCUUACAUGCUUAUGUUUGUUUUGUUUUAUGUGUUUUCACUGCCGUUUGUCUCUUGUAUAAAGCACAUUACUGAAUUUAAUUUUGUAUGAUCAGAACAUUAAUCAGAAGUCAAAUUGAAACUUUUUAAAAAUUUUAAGUCACCAGGUGCUCCUGCUUUACAAAUUUCUUUUAUCUCUUUUGUAAUCUUGUUCUUUGCAUAAUUACUGUAUAAUAAUUUUUUUUUAAUGUUCCUAAUUGAAAAUGGUAUUGUAUGUGGGGUGUUUUCAUUUCACAUUCAUUUGAAUUUUAGGCUGAGGACAUUGCUUACUUUACACAUGCUGAAUAUGGACAGAACCUACAUGUUCUCAUUUAUACCUACUUACACUUUUAGCUCAGGCAAAAUUUAAAAUUAUCUCUGUACACUUUGGAAUUGGGUUUUCUGAUCAUUAUAAGAUUCUAUGAUUGCAAUGGAACUUCAACUCUGAAUCUGCAUUUCUAGCUUGUGUGUGUUGAUCUACAGUCUGUUUAAGUUCUGUUAAUCAUUUGAUUGUUUCCUACUUAAUAUUUUUAUCAUAACAUAUCCUCAAAGACUUCAAGAGUUUUCAGAUUAUGAGUUGUAAGUUCACUUUUUUUCCUCCUUACCUCAAUUUUGCCUGUGUGUGUUGAAUGUUCUGGAAUAUUUGUACUGGCUACCUUUCUUGAUUCCUGUUAACAAUACUUAAGAGUAUCAAUUAGUAUCUAAAUUACACUAGUAUUUUCAUUGUAUGACAUCUGUACCUCCUAUUAGUGUUGAAUAAUGCUUGCUCUCUUCGUGAUUCAGCUUACAAUUUUAUACCUUGGUAUGUUUUUUUUUUCCUAUUUUGUUCAGACUUUGUUUUGAGUCUUGCUGUUCAUUGUUGCUGAGGCUAAAGACAACUUGAAGGUCUUAAUUGACCUGAAGGCUCAAUCUUACGUUUCUGUUGUUUAUAUUUCUUUGUUCAUAAAUGCACAAAGAAAAUAAUGAACACUCGUGAUUCAGACCUAGUCUUUUGUUUCAAGACUUAAUGUUCUGUUUCUGGACUGUAAGCAUUGCUUCCUAUAUUAAACAUGUGAUUAUGAGUGUUUUCUGUCUGCUGCUCUUCUAUCUAUUCUUGAUUGAAGAGUGCUUAUUUGAAUCUUCUGUUGUCCUAGGAAAGUAGUUAAAAAAAAUUAGCUGUGCAUAGUCUGAUUACUUUUGGUCUGAUUGAGGUAUUUCACGAUCCUGUUUGAUGAAAUAGAAGGGAGAAAAGUUCCUAUUUACACUUUCUCUUUCUUAUUAUAAUUUGAUUUUAAUUUUAAUUUUUGUUAUAAAAAAAAUUAGAAGAUAUUAUUUGGUAAAUGGCUGCCUAACAAUUGAUAAACACUUCGCAACAUGUUUCAUAUGUAAUACGAACUGAUAGUCAAUGGUUAGAAUUUAGUUCCAUGACACUGAAAAAGAAGUGCAGUUGAUAUCAAUUCAUGUCUUUCCCCUUGGCACUUGUGUAAAGAGCUAUUAUUUAACAGUGUGAUUUUGUCAAUUGAAAGUGUAUUUUUAAUAAGUGUUGGCCAUACCUCUACCAUUAUUUUAAUGGAGUUUUACCCACUGCUGUUCAGUUUAAUUUUGAUUUGUUCAUCUAUUUACUGAGCAGCGAUGUCACUGGUAAGCUAGCAAGGUGCUUAAUUGGGGCCAAACUAUAGUAUCCUCCAUUUUGUUCAUAUUGGGCAUUGUAGUUGGUUCUGAAUUUGUAGUCAGAUCUUUGGAGUUUUUCUGGCAAGAAAGUUAAUGCAGCUAACUCAUUAUCAAAUACCUUAUAUAGGGGAAAACAUAUCUUUAACACAGAAACUUUUUACAUUGUAAAUGGGUUGCUGUUAAACAAUGUUCUGAAGAUGCAACAUUUUGUUUUAAAGAAGUUGUUGCUCUAUUCUGCAUGGGUUAUCAGUUCCAGCACGUGCUCAGAUCUUGUCUUUGUUACUGUUUGCAAUAGAGAAAUGGUUUGUAUAGUUAGUAAAUCUAUGCAUUCUGCUGUGUUGUGAUAUCCCCUUAUAAUUUGUUCAAACUAUUUGAGGUGUAGAUCCUGUUGGCUUUCUGUGUAUUUGAUCAUGUUGGUAGAAUAUAGUUAAAAAUUAGCAGCAGUUGUUUUCUUUAAGUUAAGGUUUUUACCUAGGUUUUUUGUUUUCGUACGCUGAUAGUUUUGAUAUAAAUGCCAUUGCUUACGAAAUUCAGCUUUCAGGCCAGUGUGUAGACAUUGCAGUAUGUGAGGUAGACCAAGGAAACAUGAAUACACUUUUGUUUCUUAAUUGUGCAAUCACCGUGACUGUUGAUCCGUCCAUGUAGUUAUAGGCUUUCCAAAUUUAAAUACACAUCAUCUGUCAAUAGCUACAGCAUAUGCCUAUUCAUUUGUGCUGCUUCAUAAAAAGAUGAGAUGGAUCCCAGCUGUUGACAAGUGGAAAGACAAAAAAAGGUGUUCCUGUCCCACUGUCAUAAUUUCCCGUACGCAUGUACACAGCUCACUUGCAGAAUUUAUUGUUGGAACUAAUAAGGUGCUAUAGUAAUGAACUCUUGUGAAGGAAAAUUUCUUUUUUACAAAAGUCAAAUAAAGUGGAAACUACAAUUUUCUGCUGUGCUUUAUCAAUGUCUAACUGAACACAGUGCAUUUUGUGAUCUAACCGUUCUUUAUCUUUUCAAAUUCAUUAUUGUAUACUUAUUAAUUAAAUCAUAAAUGUUUCUUUGUUACUUUGUGGUGCAUUUAAAGGUAAAAUCUCUAGUGCAUCUUGGCAUUUUCAUGUAUAACAGGUGUGAUGUUAGAUCUAGGUAGACUGUGAUUUGUAUCAUAAUAUUUUCAGUGCUUAUGUGAGAACUAUAAACAUAUGAAUGGUAUGAGAAGUUUCUUUACAAUUUUUUACUAUGCAUAAAAAUGUAGUUGGUUUACCAUUGUUUUUACAAGCUUUGCUUUUCCGGUUUCUGACGAUCAUAUGAGCUUAUUUUGUUUGACCUCCCUCCACCAUUUAAUUAUUCGCUUCACGGAAUCUGACUAAGCAUUAAUAAUGAUGCAUCAUGUUUGACAGGCUUUUCUAAUUUUUAGUGCCUUUAAUUUUCUAUUGUAGUGCUGAUUUUUUUAGGACCUUUUGUAGAGCAAUAUCUUUAAUAAACUAUGUACUUCAUUAUCUUGACACAUUUUCUCCCUUGGGGAAGUACUACUUAGAUAACUUUGUGCAUGAACUUCUGGAACAUUAAUUUUACUCAUUCAAAAUUAUCAUCUGUAUAGCUUUAUGUAUUCUAUAUGUGUAAUGUAUCUGUCAUAGAUAAAUCGUAAUGCUGCCUUUUCAACUGUGACAAGUUUGUGCAUCAUCACUCACAUUUUUUUAUGAAAGUGUGUUGGAUAAACCAAAAGGAGGGAAAGAAGUUUUAUAUUAUGAUCAGGAAAAUGACGUUGUGUAAAAUCUCUGAGGAGAUGCUCAAGUAGAUUGUGAUCAUUAGAAUGUAACUUGUUCUUCUCCUCUAUCCUGAGCUUAGUUAGAUGUCAUCUAUAUAUCAUCCUAUCCACUUUGGUAAACUUCCAACUAUUUUACUUCAAUCUUACUUCCUACCAUAUUAUUAUUUGCACCUACAAUUGUUCAGGAUGUAAUUUCCAUUGUUUCGCAUUUCAUUCUGUGGGUAGAAAAAGACUGAUAACUUAUUAUUCAUUUUUUUAAAAGUACCGCUCAUGAAUUUAAAGGCACUCUCUGGUUCCUCUUAUGUCUAAACGAUACAGGCCUCAUGAAAUUAAAUGCUUGUUGUGCAAGCACAAUGUAAUCUGUGUUUGCAUUGACACUAGAUAAAAAGGAGCUAAUAAAUUUGAGUCUUUUAUGAAAAUAUUUGUGACAUGUGACAAUUGUCAUAUAUUUUAAGAUUGGUUAAUUAAUCGUCAUUAUUCAUAGUCAUGACCAGAAGUUCAGAUGAUUGUGUUUAAGCUGAAAUGUACACCAUUUCUCAUUCUUAAUGUUUUUCUAGCAAAACUGAAAUUGAACUGAUCUUUCCUCUGAUAUGUGUACAUAUUACUUUUAUAAAGCGCAUAAUGAUUAGGUACUAAGCUGUUGUGUGUUUUUAAUGGUAUUUCUGUGAAAUGGUUUAUUCUAUAGCACUGUGAUUAUUGGGAAGCUUUUACUUUGUUUUUAAAUUGUGAAUUAUAGCUUUCUAUAGCAUAGUGUUAUCAUUGUUUGUGCAUAGAUUACAGUAUCCUUAAAAGAAAUAAAGUGAAAAUGACUCAAA